UGACAGGUUCAUGUUAAAUGUCUAUAAGCUGGGGGGUGAGAAAGGUUUUUGAGAAUAGACAUCGAGUGUAAACAUUUAAAGAGAAUGCUUCCUUUUUUGUUAUUCUAAUUAAUUUAUGUUUUAAACUUUGAUAAAACUUGUGAAUAAAACUCGUUACUUGGAGGGUAAGAAGAUCAUGCAAAUAUUUCUUGUUCUGAAUGCUUUUAACUGUCACUUGGCAUUUCAGUACUCAGUGGUCUGUGGUUUUAGUAGCCGUGACUUUGCAGCUUGAAUUUUUCCUCUAAGUGAUUAAUUGUACUGCUGAUACCAUUAUUCAAAGUGCCUGUUUAAAAUAUCAAUAAAUCAUAGUAUUCCUGUAAAGCUAAAGCAUAUUUUUGUGAGUCCUCAGACAGCUAAUGAUAUAGUUUUUUAGCGUGGUUUAUAAAACGGCAUAAAUCUGUCUGAACUAGAGUUGGUGAGUGUGAGGCCUGAAGAGGCUGGUGGAAUGUUUGAUUGGGAUGAAGGUGAUAGAUUUUCAUUCGAGGACAGUGACAGGUUUGAAGAGGACUCUUUAUGUUCUUGGAUUAGUGAGCCAGAGAGCUCGUGCAACAAUUGGAGAGGAUGGAAAAAACAAAAUGGCAACAACUGUGGAAUUUAUCAUGUGCCCCAUUCUAAAAAUAAAGAUAUUCCUCCUGGUUCAAACAGUCUUCAUAGAACAUCUGAAGACUACAAUUCUGCUCUUCAAACUGCAAGUCUUGCUCAGAUGUCUCAGUCUACUGCUACUGGUCAGUCUAUGUAUGGGCUGGUACUGUCAUUGGUUGAACUGUCAGCUAGAGUUGUUGCUUUCCAUAUUCCAUUUGAAGUUGUUGAACAUGUGUGUCCUCCUGUUCCUGAACAGCUACAGCUUCGGAUUGCCUUUUGGAGUUUUCCUGAAAAUGAAGAGGAUAUUCGGUUAUAUUCAUGCUUAGCUAAUGGGUCAGCAGAUGAGUUUUCAAGAGGAGAACAUCUGUAUAAAGCCCGUGCGGUUAAAGAACUUCUUCAGAUUGGAUUUCAUCUUAGUGCCACUAUUUCACCUCCACAAACGCUACCAAUCUCCAAAGGCACCUGUAAUGUUGCUGUCACAUUUGAUCGUUGUCGUAUCACAUCUUGCACGUGUACUUGCACUAGUAGUGCAUCAUGGUGUUCACAUGUUGUUGCUGUUUGUUUGUCCAGAAUUCAUCAACCAAAUCAUGUACGUCUUAGAGCUCCAGUAUCUGAAUCUUUGUCUCGUCUGCACCGAGUGCAACUUCAAAAAUUUGCUCAGUACCUAAUUAGUGAACUACCACAACAAAUAUUACCCACAGCUCAGCGUCUUUUAGAUGAACUUUUAUCAAGUCAACAGACAGCAAUCAAUACUUUAGGUGGUGCUCCGGAUCCAACAGCUGGAGCAUCCAUCAACGAACAGACAACGUGGUGUCUUGACGGAUCAACAUUGCAUGAUAAUAUUAGGAAAAUUCUCAUAAAGUUAUGUGUACCAUCUCCUAUUGUAUUUAGUGAUGUAAAUUAUUUGUCAUCCACUGCACCUCCUGCUGCAGCAGAAUGGGCUAGUCUCUUAAGACCUCUAAGAGGGCGGGAACCUGAAGGACUGUGGAAUUUGCUAUCCAUAGUACGGGAAAUGUUUCAUCGAAGUGACCGAAAUGCCAUUCCGCUAUUGGAGAUCAUAACGGAAGAAGUGUUACAAUGUGAUCAGAUACUCACUUGGUGGUUCAACACCAAAGUUUCUCUACACAUGGGCUCAGGUGGGCAUGGUGGCCGUGGUAAUGUACAUACGAACUCGCAUGCAUCUCAGCAUGCAUGUAGCAGCUUAUGUGAUGAGGUGGUGAUUUUAUGGAGGCUUGCUGCAUUGAAUCCUGCUCUCUCCCCCCAGGACAGGCAAACACUUUUCGGACAGCUUCGGUGUUGGCAUGUAAAAACACUUGAAAGAGUAUGGAAAACAAAGAACAACAGCAGUAAUAAUGGAAAUACCAUUAAAAGAGCAGAUAUUGAAGUGUUUCCUGGCUUCCGCCCGGCCAUGGAGGGUUGUUUACUGGACUGGAGUGAUUAUCCAAUUCCAGGUGUUACAUAUGCUGAUGGUGGAGGUAGACGUUGGUACUGCCCGUAUGUUCAUGUCCGAACAACAGAACCUGUUGCUUCAUCCACUACGGGUACUGAUACUGACAAUAGUAGCCUUGCCUGUUUUUCAGCGCGCAGAGGACGUUCAGUUGAUGUUGGGCAAUUAACCAGUUGGUGCCCUUGUGAUAAACAAGCAUCAGACAAGAAAACAAUCUGUGUGCUCAGUUUUCAUCAUGAACAACCUACAGAGCCUACUGAGCUCAAACUGAAUAGUAAUCGCAGCUCACUGAGCAGUGAAGGUUUCUGUGAAAAUGAGCAAGAAGCUCUAGCUGAGGCUCUGGUUGAAUCCUGUUCAGUGAGAUCUUCAGCUCAAAAUGAGCAUUUACUUCAUAAUCAAGGAAUGACAGCCAAAGUGGUCAUUACAAAUGAAUUGUGGAACUCGCAAGAAAGUCUUCAAGAUGACUCUGAUGGAGCUAAAGCUCCAAUUGACACUUGUAAGAUUUCUGUGCAACCUUCUACUAGCAAAUCUGUACCAGAUGACAGUGACAAAGGUAAAAGCAGUGAUUUGAAGAUGGCUGAUUCUGGGAUGUCUAAUUCAACACAUCAUAAUGUACCUAAAGUUUCUUCAACCAGACCCAGUGCUGACAUAAAUGGUGAAGCUAGUGAAUCUCAGCAAUCUAGCGACGAAUAUCAUCUGUAUUAUUAUGAUCCUAGAGCUAGGUUACCAAGUCCUGAUCAUCCUCAGCAGUAUGUUGUGGAAGAACAAUGGUUUUCUGUAGCUGUAAAAAAAAUUGAAGAUUCAUUAGAAGUUUUAUUUGCACGAGCUGAAGCUCUUCAUGCCCAUGGUCACUCGCAUGAAGCAUGCAUGCUUGCUAUUCGUUUGGCAGAGGAAUUGCUUGCUAGUCCUCCUAAUUUAACUGUGGAAGUGCCACCUCCUGCCUGUCGAGGUAAAAAGGUUCGCCGUUUUAACCCAGCCAGCCACCAUGUCAGCUUACUGGCAUCAGCUACUUUAGCUAAAGUAGCAUUUCUAUGCUCAGUACUUGGAGAAAAUCCUGAACAUCACCAUCUUGCCUUUCGUGUAGGACUCUUUGGGUUAGAAAUGAUACGCCCUCCUGCAUCAACUAAAGCCUUAGAGGUAAAAUUGGCUAAUCAAGAGCAAGAUCUUGUGUUGCUUUUGAAAAGGCUUCCACUUCUUGAGAAAGAAAUGAAUAUCAUAAGAGAAAGAGCCGAACAGCUGCGAGAUGGAAAAUUAGUUUCAAGAGGAGAAGCACUUUUGCCUCUUAUGCUUGCUAGUUUCAUCUUUGAUGCUCUGACAUUGCCAAAUGCUCAAAACCGAGGAAAUCCACCAUCAUGCAAAUUACCUGGAGAUGAGCAGCUUGGAUUUGAAGCAGCUGUUGCAGCCUUAGGUUUGAAAGCAAAUGUGUCCGAAGCUGAACAUCCGUUACUUUGUGAAGGCACUCGUCGUCAGAGGGGAGAAUUGGCCAUUACGUUAUUGGUGACUUACAAGGAUGAUCAAGAAAAACUGGCAAAGAUUAUGGAGAAGCUUUUGGACAAAGAAGUUCAUCAGAUGUAUAAAGCUCCUGCUUCUUCAUUGUAUUAUUCUUCUGCCGCUAGUUCACAACAAAAUGGCAAUUCUGUUCCUUCAGAUGAUAAGGCUGUAAAUGAUGAAAUUGUGACAAGAGAUUCUGAUGAAACUGAACUCCAUGAAGAAACUGAAAAUGGAAAUACAGUUAGUGAAAAUCAGAGAGAUAUUGAUCAACCUUCAACAGUUCGCCCACGUAGCUUACCAUCCGCUCAAAAUUCAACUGCUGGUAGUACUCGUAUUAGAGAUCUGCGACAAUCACAUAGAACCAGUGAAGAUAAUGGUGAGCAUAGUGAAGGAGCAUCAAGCCCUGGCUGGGAAGAAGAUUACAAAGCUUGGGAAGCUAAAUUCCGAUGCACUAAUUUUAGAACUACUAAAAAGCAUUCAGGAGGUAUGGCUAGCAUUGAUAGUAGUGCUCCAGAAACUACAUCUAGUGAUAAUUCACCUACAGUAGUGAGACGCAGCACAUGGUUGAAACAGUGUGGGCCUGGUAGUGAUAGUGGUAGCAGUGGAGAAAGUAGUGAUUCAUUUGCAUCAAGUUCAUCUGAAGAUAAAGCUCCACGCUCCAAGUCUAGAGAAGGAGAAAGCCUUCCUGUUAUGAUGCUUAAUAACAGGUUGCCAACUAACUUUCCAUCCCCUGAAAACAAUGUUCGGGCUAAUACUCCAAACAUAAAAAAUACAAGGUUUAAAGGAAAGCGGGCAUAUCCUAGCAUGCCAAACCAGCCCAGUGAAGCAUCGGCUCAUUUUAUGUUUGAGCUUGCUAAAACUGUCCUCACCAAAGCUGGUGGAAAUAGUUCCACUGCAGUGUUGUUUACUCAGCCUUCAGCCAGUCAGAAUCAUCGAGGCCCACACCGAGCAUUGCAUAUGUGUGCUUUCCAGAUUGGGUUAUAUGCACUAGGCUUACAUAAUGCAGUGUCACCAAACUGGCUGUCUCGCACGUAUUCAUCUCAUGUAUCGUGGAUCACAGGACAAGCCAUGGAAAUUGGUAGUACAGCUAUUAAUUUCCUCAUUGAGACGUGGGAGGGACAUUUGACUCCACCAGAAGUUGCUUCUCUCGCUGAUCGUGCUUCUCGUGGCAGAGAUCCUAACAUGGUUAGAGCUGCUGCUGAAUUGGCUCUUUCUUGUCUACCUCAUGCUCAUGCCCUUAAUCCAAAUGAAAUUCAAAGAGCUCUAAUACAGUGCAAGGAACAAAGCAGUGAAAUGGCAGAAAGAGCUUGUCUUGCAGUAGAAUCUUCGGCAAAAGGUGGAGGAGUGUAUCCUGAGGUGCUUUUUGACGUCGCUAGAAGAUGGUAUGACUUUCAUGAGGAAAAAGAAAUGGAUGAUACUCACAACAACCAAGCUGAAAGGCAUUUGAAUACAAAUGAUAAUGUAUCUAAUGAGAACAUUUUAUCCUCUCCACCACCAUGUGAUCAUAAUGUAGUACCACCUCAUAACAUACAUCUGGGGCAAGUCGAAGGGGUGAUUACGACAGUACCUUCAGUACAAGUGUUACCUCCUCUUACCUGUCCACCUGUUUCGUAUACAUUGGCUUAUCCUACUGCUGCAUAUGGAUACAUGCCAUUUUCUCAUUCGCAUGUCCCGAUUCAUCCCGCUUAUGUGCCAUCUCCAGCUACGUAUCCAUAUCCACCAUUAGCCAAUUUGUCUUAUUAUCCUCCCACUGUUGCAAAUGCUGCUCACAUUCGACACCAGACUACAGGAAUUUACACUGGUCAGGUUGUUGGCACUGCAGUAACAAGAGCUUCAGUGACACAGUCUGGUCCAGUAUUAUCAAUGAAUGGACAUGCUGUUGUUACACAACCUCCACCUACUACCAUACCUCCACCUCAGCAAACUCAGAUCCAAGGGCCACUUCCUCAAUUAAAUCAGAGACAGAUGGGUUAUUUGUUGGCUGCAUAUCGAGUGGGCAUGCUAGCUAUGGAAACAUUAGCACGCCGUGUUCAUGAUGAUAGGCCACAAGCCAAAUAUGCCCGAAAUCCACCAUAUGGUGAGGAUGUCAAAUGGCUUCUUGGAGUUGCUAAAAAAUUAGGAACUUCAUAUUUGCAAGAUUUUUGCAUCUGUACUGUCAAUAGUGUUGCUAGUCCAUUCGUACUUCAUGAAAUAGUUGUUGAAGCAGCACAAUAUUUGGCUCGAAAUUCUACAACACCUCUUCCACAACCAUUACGUUCACAUUUACUCACACCAUUGAUCCAAAAGUGUCAACAAAUGUUCACUGCUUGUACUCAUUUCAAAAUGUACCAUAUAACACCAGCAGAAUAUGAUGAGUUUGUGAGCAUUAUUCGAAGUGCACGCACUGCUUUUCAACUCACCCCUGGCGGAAUAGUUCAGUUUAAUGAACUCCUGCAAAGUCUGAGGCGUACAAAAUCCUGCAAGAAAGAACUAUGGCAGCGCAUUGCAAAUACUUUAGCUACUCCAAGUAUUUGAUGAGGAAAAAUCUAUAGAUAAACACUUUUGUCAUUAUAUUGAGCGAAAGUGAAUAAAGUUUGAAGUGAAACAUUGUUGUCCAUUUUUGUUAUUUAGAAUACUCAUUUGUGUAAUUUAUACCUCCAAGGACUUAUAGUGGUUAUAUGCAUAAUGUAGGCUAUGAUAUGCAAUUCUUUUUAAUUUUAAAUGUGACUGAGAAAGAGAAAAAAAAAGGGGGAAAGAAACAAAGAAAGUUUCUAAGUGCCAAAUAUUGUAGUAUUAAGCCUAUGAAACUUUCUUCUGAAACCUUUUAAUGUACUUUCUGUUUUAUUAACCUUAUUUUUUCUAAUUAUGUGUGAUACACUGUAUUGUAGUUGUGCAUAAUAUCACAUUUUCUGUCCAUUACUUGCAGUGCAUCAGUGAGUUUGAUGCUGCAACAUUUCAUAUAUUCUCUGUUUAUGUUAAUUUUUCUGUAAUUAACAUUAUGUUAUUUUCUUAACUAUUGUAAACUGUAUUUAAUUUCAAAAACUUUUAUUGGCACUUAGCUUCUUUCUUAUGUAACCUUUUAGAUGUAGUUUUGAUUUAUGAAACAAAGUCGCAUUCAUUUUUUUUAUGCCUUCUAAAUUUUAAAGUUUCCUUUGUUGCAUUAUCUCUUAUUACUAUAUUUAUUUUGUGUUUGUAACUAAAACUAAUUUCUAUAUACUUUUAGAGGUAUAUCUAUUACUUAUGUACCCUUACUAUGUUUUUUUUUUUCAUUCAUUUACGAACUGAAGUAUUACUCAUUGUUUAUGUGUACGAGUCUGCUGAGUUUUGAAAUUACCUUUUUGUUAUAUUUUCCCUUAUUACUAUAUUUAUUUUGUGUUUAAAAUUAGAGUUUCUAUUUAAUCUAAAGAUGUGUCUAUCUAUUAGUUAUAAAAAUUUCCUUUUUAAUUGAAUAUAUUUUAAACAUACUAUUAAAUAUUAAAAUUGUUUUGUGUCAUUAAUAUUUAUCAUAUUUGUGUAUGUGAUAUUUACCUUUAUUUAUAAUUAGUUUGGUUAUUUAACAUUUUUCUAUUAUAUUAUGUUCCUUAUGGCUUAGGUUAGUAUUUUUUUAUUUCAUCCAGAUGGCGUAGAUAGUAUGUAUUUUAAUAUUUGUGUGUGAUUCUUCAGUAGCUUUAAGCUUCAUUAUUUAGUGAUUGUCAUUUUUGUUUUAGUGAGAAUUUAUAUGCUAGUUUAUUUUGCUUUUCUUUUUUAUUUAAAUAAACCUAUUGCAUAUUAAAUAUUGACCAACAGUUGCUUUUCAUCCUAUCAGUUUUUGAAGUUAAUCCUUAUUAUUACCGAUUUUAAAUCUUAAAAAAGUGUAAUUCAUUGAACAGAACUGGAGUUUAACUGUGGCUUUGUAUACAAAUUAACUGUAAAAGAAACAAAUUUCAAAUUUAGGUUGAAUAUUAUGGUUUUAAUAACUGCCAACACUAUAGUUUUUUCAUAAGAUUUCUUGGUAACUAAAUCUGCCAGUUUUUACUUACAAAAGCUAUUAAAUUUUCUUUUAAAAAUGUUUCUCAGCUAUUUGUUGAACUAAUGAAACUUGAAUUGGGCAAAUUCCAUACCUUCACACGUACUAAUUUUUAGUAUAUUUUUUUCUUAUAAAAUGUCUACACUGGAUGUGUUCAGUUCAGGUUGUAAAAUGUUAUUUAACCUAAGUUGUACUAACAUACCACAUUUGUGAAGAUUUUAUAGAAAUUCAACCCAUGUUUAAGCAGUAAAUAUUUGUACUUAAUUUUGUCAUACCUUUAUCUGUAAUAAAUUACUAAGUUUAUCUAAAUACUAUUUUUUAUGUCUUUAUAUUUACAUAGUUUUUGAAAAUGCUUCAAUAAUUAACAGUUUUCUGUCCCUCAGGACUUUUUAACUAUAAAAAGUAGGAAAAUUACAAAGUAAAAUUAUAAAAAGAACAUAAAAUUUAGAACGUGUGAUUAAGUAUUGAUAUAUUUUACGUAUGAAUUAUAUAAUAAUAUGAAUCAUGCUUUUAUUAUCAAUAGUGUUAUAUCAUCAUAAGUGAAUUUAAGUCAAUUUGGAGUUGUUAUGAAAUUUUAUCACAGCAAGGUCGAAAACCUUUCAGUUGUUCAUAUUUUAAAGUUGGCAGCUAUGUAAUCUUUUAAAAUUGGUUAGCAAUCUUGCAGGUACUUUAUUAGAAGAAAUGCAAUAUGAUGGCCUAAAAAUUUACUACACAUUUACAAAAUAUUUUUAGUAUAAACAGAAUCUUGUAUUGGGUUGUAUAUGCAUUUGAAGGGUUGUGAAUAUUAUUAAUCAGAAUUGGUUUUAUGAUUUUUAAUGCUUUUAUUAAUAUGUGAAAAAAUUAGAUAUGUUGGGAAACUGAAUGCUAUUACAGCUAUUAAAUAUAUAAAAAAAUAUUUAUUUAUGCAUUUGUCAGUGAACUUAACGUGUUAUUAUUCAUAUUGACAUUUCUUCUAUUAAUUUAUUGUUCACUAGUGUUCUUAGGCCAUCACUUCAUAUACCCUAAAAAGGGUAUAAUUGAUUAUUGAUAAAAUUAUAAAUUAGUACCGAAGAGCUGUGAUUUUCUUAAACUGGGCUGAAAUUUUGGAUAAAAAACAACUUAUGAAACUUGAAUAUCAAAAUUAAGAGGUAUUUAUUAAAACUUUCUAAUUUAUGUAUCUUCCUUAAUAUAUUGCAUAUAAAUUUUUAAGAAUAAAGUACUUAAAUUAAUAGAGCUGCUUAAAUUUUGCUACUGAAUGUGGACUGGCCAUAUUUUAAAUUUGAUUAAUUUAAACACUUUAGCAAAUGUUAUUCAACCUUUAAUUUUCCUGCACUAAUGAACUUUUAGAAAAAAAUAAACUUUUGUCAGGUUUCAAAAAAAGAAAUGGUCUAGCUUGUUAUGUGGAAUAAUGAAGAGAAUAGUAAGAAAACAUUCUGUAAACUGUGUAGCUGUUUAAGAUAGUUUAAGAAUCUAAAUUAUACUGGACACAUCUGAUGUUGAAGUUCCUGAAGGUCAUUGCAAAAUAUUUAAAAAAGAAAAAAAAAAAAAGUGCAAGUCUGAGGCAUAAUUUAAGAGGUUUUAUUGCACUUAUAUUUUUUUAGUAGGCAAAUGUAGUGAGUAGGGAUUAACUAAUAUCUUUUUAUUUAUAUGAAAUUCUAAUUGUUAAGUAUGUAUUCUGUGUGUAUUUCUUGAUUUGUUUUAAUAUUGUUUAUAAAAGUCUGUGAAGUUAAUACUUUCUAUAAUGAAAGUUGUGAACAUUUUAUAUGCAAAAGUAAUAUUUAAAUUAUUUAUGAAGGGAAUGUAAAUUCCUAUAAUGCUAGUUAUAUGAAGUUCUUAAUGUGCUCAUAUUAGUAACUAAGCUUGUCAUUUUAAAUGUUCUCAUAAUGUAUGUGCAUAGAAUACUAAUAUCUUUUAGUUUGUUGAUAUGCCUAAGAAAUGCUGAAUGGUUAAUUAAAUCACUGAAUGGGAUUAUCAUAUUUGGUGCAUCUUUUGAAAUGCACAAAUAGCUUGUUGAGAAUUAUGCAAGCCUUGUUGGUCAAUUUUCUUGAUACUCAUGUUUUUGUAGCUUGGUUGAUUACUGUGUCUUUACUUAAAUGUUUUAGGAUUUAUUGAUGUGAAGAAUGAUAUUUAAUCAUGUUUAUAAAUGUUUUUCAAAUGUUAAACACUGUGUUUUGUUGUUUGUGAAAACUCUUUUUUAAAAGUAUAUAUUUUGCUUAUGUGCACUGCUUUUCAAGAAUUAAUUUAAUUUUAUAAAAUUCACAAAAAAGACUGUAUUUUCCUACAUAACCUGCUGUGAGAUACACUAUGCUAUGAGUCACAGAGCUCACUUUAGACACAUUUUUACAUCUGUUGUUACCUGUUAUUUGAUGCAGCAUAUUGUUAUGCUGCAAUUAGUGUUGCAAAUUUUUUCCAUAAUAUGGAUAUCA
Molecule: messenger RNA, 9949 nt
Organism: Stegodyphus dumicola
Lineage: Eukaryota; Metazoa; Arthropoda; Arachnida; Araneae; Eresidae
Gene: Dora
Product: zinc finger SWIM domain-containing dorado
Cellular component (GO): Cul2-RING ubiquitin ligase complex
Molecular function (GO): zinc ion binding
Source: RefSeq, a predicted model, not a curated record